Molecule: messenger RNA, 1870 nt
Organism: Vicia villosa (hairy vetch)
Lineage: Eukaryota; Viridiplantae; Streptophyta; Magnoliopsida; Fabales; Fabaceae
Product: putative FBD-associated F-box protein At5g56700
Exons: 5
Coding region: 144-1484 (446 amino acids)
Molecular function (GO): protein binding
Source: RefSeq, a predicted model, not a curated record
GAGUACAUUUUUGCUUGGGAAGUGAGCUUAUCUACUUCACUAGAGCGGUUCUUAUUCCCAUUUCUUGUUAUAGUAGAAUACCCUUUGUGCCGGUUCUAAUGAACGCUUUCAAAUACUAAUUUCUCAGAGUCACCGAUUUGGCGAUGGCCCCGAAGUUGUUAACCUGUAAACGACGGAAAGAAGUCGAAAAGCAUGGAGGAGUCACCGACCGGAUGAGUAGCUUACCGGAUUCUGUACUGUGCCACAUCCUAUCGUUCCUCCCAACCAAAACGUCUGUGACUACCAUGACUCUCGUUUCUCGCAGGUGGCGUCACCUAUGGCAGCAUCUGCAAGCUUUCGACUUUGAUCAGGACUCGUUUAAGACAGUCCAAGAGUCCAAAAGGUUCAAAAAAUUUGCACUUUUCGUCAAUGCUGUGCUCGCCUUCCGCAAAUUCCGCGACAUUCGAAACUUUCAACUCCAUUGCGACAUUCAAAAUUCCAACCAUCGCUGUGACUGCGCCGAUAUGUGGAUCCGUGCUGCCAUUAACCCCAACCUUGAACAACUGUCUCUCUCAAUUUUCGACUGCGAUUGGCGUUUGAACCUCCCUCACUCGCUUUUGAAUUGCAACAAUCUUGUUUCCCUCAGUCUUCUUGGUGCAAUCGAAAUGAAUGUUCAAGGUUUUAAGCUUCAUUUUCCAUCACUUAAGUUGCUCAAACUCGAUUUUUCUAUUGUCGAUUCCGAAUUUCUCUUGCUCUCUGCCUGCCCCAUCCUUGAAACUCUCGAGCAUGUUUGCUUUGUGCCCGAAUAUUGGACCAUACAUCCUGUGCCACCCUCUUCUCAGAGGUUGAAUUUCAACGAUGGGACUUUCUCUUGGACUUGUCUUGAAGUAGAUUGUUUCCCCAACGAAACAUUUGGCAUUAUUGGCAACUUCCAGAGUAUGGUGGAAGCAUUCAUGGACUUCUUUCCCUCACAAAUAAGUGAGUCUGUCGACCCUAACUCUAUUCUCUACCGCCUCCAAACCUCCUCUAAUGGGUUAGAUAUACAGUUGCGUCAUUCGACAUCAAAGUGGUCACUUCAACCUCAGGUUCUAAAUUAUCCUGAAUUUCGUAAUUUGCUUUAUCUAAAGUUCAUUCUUCCCUGUUUCAACACAAAUCUUCUAGUCAACGUGCUUGACAAGUGUCAUAUGAUUGAAGUUUUAACAAUCCAGAGCAACAAGGAGGAACAACCACCUUUAAGGACAUGGGACCCAAAGUCAACAACAGUUCCUAAGGGUCUCAAAUUCCACCUGGGUUAUAUUCACAUAGAAGGAUAUCAAGGGUUUGAAGAUGAGUUGACAUUUGUUGAAUAUAUUUUGCAUAAUGGACAUAUGUUGAAGACAAUGCUUAUUUCAUUUGAUACUUCAAUGGAUCUGACAAACAAGUACUGUUCUCUCAAAAGAUUAUGUGACAUACCAAGGAGAUCCCGUAGGUGCAAACUUAAAUGUGACCCUGCUGUAUCUUCUUAAGUGUGUAUUUGGAGUGCCAUGAUUUCGGAUGCAGUCAAAAUCAAUGUUCUGUCAAAUGCUCGGGGGCUUCAUUAAAAAGAUGACAUUGAUAUCAAAACAUAUAAAUAUCUAUUUUGCUUUUCAGUUACUAAUAUCAAACAGGGUAUGUAAAAUGUCAUACCAAUUUUAGAGUGACUAUUUAUUUGUAUCUGUGUUUGAAGUUUGCUGCAUAUUUAAGAAAUAUUUAAUGUCCUAGAUUAAUCUAAGGAAGGCACUUUAGCCUGAUAUUAUAUUGUUAUAUGAAAAAUUAGCAGAUGCAAAAUAAUUUAAUUUUUCCUUUUGGUAACCAUCUAUAAAUAUCAUCAUCAGAAAUAAGGCUCUCAAAUAAUAAAAAUUGUCAAAAACCA